This is a messenger RNA of Penicillium bovifimosum, 1665 nucleotides long. Its product is annotated as nucleobase cation symporter-1 family protein. Gene Ontology annotation, cellular component: plasma membrane. The record is from RefSeq and is a predicted model, not a curated record. Lineage: Eukaryota; Fungi; Ascomycota; Eurotiomycetes; Eurotiales; Aspergillaceae. Gene Ontology annotation, molecular function: nucleobase transmembrane transporter activity. Gene Ontology annotation, biological process: nucleobase transport; transmembrane transport. The transcript is spliced from 5 exons. Bases 1 to 1665 code for a protein of 554 amino acids.
AUGUCCAAGCUAUCGCGGCUCCAUCAGCUGCUGAUAGUCAAGCGGACCGAACGAGAUGGCAUCACUCGUCCAGUUGACAUGUUAGACAAUGACUCCAUCCGCCCGACACCAGUACAAGACCGAAAAUGGAACCAACUCACCUAUAUCAUGUUCUGGUUCUCGGCCACGGCCAAUGUCAGCAAUCUCUACACAGCAUCCACGGGAAUGGCAAUGGGAUUGACCAUGUGGGAAGCAAUUGCAUGUUCAUUUAGUGGACAGAUUCUUGCCGGCUCAUUAAUGGCUCUCAAUGGUCGUGCUGGUGCCAUGUACCGCAUUCCAUUCCCGGUCCUGUGUCGGUCUAGCUUCGGGCAUUGGGGAGCACUGUGGCCGACUUUUAAUCGUGCGGCUAUGUCGGUUGUGUGGAAUGGUGUGAAUACCGUUCAGGGUGCGCAGUGUUUAUAUGUCUUCCUCCAUGCCAUAUUCCCAAGUAUCGAGAAUAUUCCGGAUAAAAUGGGGUCUAAAUCCGCCCUGACUUCAGCACAAAUGAUGUGUUUCUUCGUCUACUGGAUAAUCAACUGUGCAUUCCUGGUGGUACCCGUACCAAAAAUGAGAGCCCUAGUCUAUAUCAAAGUCGUCAUCUACUUUGCCGCGGCCUUCGCCAUGGUAGGAUGGACCGUAUCUCUCGCGGGCGGUUCACUAAAAACCCUCAACAACCCCUCCGAAGUCCAAGGCACAGAAAAAAGCUAUCUAAUCUUCAAAUUCGUCUUCCUGGGCCUCGCAAGCUGUGGAACAUUCAUCUCCAACGCCUCCGAUCUCCAACGAUACGCCACAAAGCCGAACGACGUGCUCAUCGGCCAAAUCGUCAGCUUCCCCCUCUCUAACCUCCUAAUUGCCGUUCUGGGUAAUCUCAUCGCAUCCGCCAGCAAAGCUAUCUUCGGAGAGCUCAUCUGGAGCCCCUUGGUCUUCCUGGACAAAUUAAUGGAAGGCGAACGAUACACCUCCGGCAACAGAUGUGCCUGCGCAUUCAUCGCACUAGCAUUCGUCUAUUCGACCGUCUUCUCGGCCAUCUUCGAGAACUCCAUUCCUGCGGGCAACGACAUCGCAGCCCUUCUACCAAAAUACAUCACCAUCAAACGCGGUUUCUUCAUCUGCGCUGUCCUCUCCUACGCAAUCUGCCCCUGGUACCUCCUCUCAACAGCCUCAAUCUUCAUCACCUUCCUCUCCUCCUACCAAAUCUUCCUCUCCGCAAUAGCCGGCAUUCUAAUCUGCGACUACUACCUCAUCCGACGCGGUCUCCUCAACAUCCCAUCCCUCUACGUGUGCCGUCCAAGCCCCUACCGAUACUACCACGGCUUCAACCCACGCGCCUUCCUAGCAUACAUCGUAGCGGUUGCGCCGAACUUCUACGGCUUUCUUUUCCAAAUGGGUGUGAAGGCGCCGCUGGGAAUACAGCGGUUCUAUUAUGUGGCUUAUCCGACUGGAUUGUUUAUUGGGUUUGGGGCUUAUUGGUUGACUUGUUUGGCUUCGCCGCCGGAGGGGAUGAAGGAGGUUUCGGGGUGGAUGGAGCCGAAGGAUUUUGUGGAGGAUCAUGAUGGGUCUAGCUCUGGGUAUACUAUUCAUGCUGUUGAAGUGGAGAAGGGGGCUGUUGAGGUUAGUAAGGAGGCGUAUGAUAAGGGGUCGUUUUAG